AUGAGGACAGAGGUAGAAUCCGCUAUGGAGGUGGAACCUUUGGAAACAUUUGAACAAAAAGCUGUGGAUGAGGAGGAUCAAGGAAUGGAAGAGGAGGAUCAGGGAGAGGAGCUUGACAUGCAGGAUGUGAUGGAUCCUGAUGAGGGAAACGGACGUCCAAUCACCAAAACAAAGCCUGUAAAAAGCGGUGGUUCUUUUUUAGGUGGCACUACUAAGAAGAAAUUGAUGCAAAACCUGGCCUCACCAAGGAAGAAGACCACAACUAAGCAGCUCACCAAGGCGGGGGAGAAAGGUACUCUACCUCCGAGGAAUGAUCCGAUUAAGCCAAUUACUGAGCAGGGAGAAGUUCCUAAGAUCUUCCAAGGCUCCAUGUAUGGGGUGGAGAUUGUGGAUGUAGGGAACACCUCUUGA
Eruca vesicaria subsp. sativa (arugula) is the source of this 411-nucleotide messenger RNA. Lineage: Eukaryota; Viridiplantae; Streptophyta; Magnoliopsida; Brassicales; Brassicaceae. The record is from the annotation of a GenBank genome assembly.